AACAGAAUCCUAGAAAAUAAAUUUAUUUUUGGGCUUCUCAGAAGAUUCACGACUCAAGGGUGGUUAAGGUUCUAAUUAUAUGAAUUUAUAAUUCAUGGAAAGGUAAAAAUUGAAGAAUCCUUUAAUUAGUUCAGAGGAUAUAUACAUACAUACCUUUUAGUGAGGUCAGGUUUUUGAAUCCUGCAGUAAUAACCCGCUACGUGCUUACGCUGAUCAAACAGCGUCGUUACGGUUGAGCUUGGAAAUAUUUUUAGUACGUGAAAUUACCACGGUAGUGUAGUAGUGCGUCUAUGUAAAGUUAUUGAACAUGUGCAUAGAGUAAAAAAGCAUAAUACCGUCCAAGAACAGCUGAAAUUAAAAUCAUAAUUAUAUAUUUACACCGUUGCUUUCUAUAUCGAUCAUCAAGACUCAGACGCUGUGUUGUGUACUCGGCGUUUUUUUUAUAAUAAAUACCGCAAUUGUUUAUUAAAUUCUUGCUAAAAUGGCGGUAUUUACGGACAAUGAAGAGUACAUACGUUAUUCAAUAUUAGGUAUCAUUUGGCUUAUUUAUUUCUGGGAACUUUAUUUAAGUUUACGGCAGAGGAAAUUGAUGCAAAAAUUGACAUCGCUGCCUGCGUCGUUAGGCGGCUUGAUGACUGAAGACUUGUAUCAAAAAGCCAGAAUUUAUGCGCUUGAUAAAAAUGCUUACAGCAAUAUUCAUGAUCUUUUUGCAACGGUUGUUAAUACGGUUGUAGUACUUACAUACGCAUUUUACUACUAUUGGCAAUGGGGUCUUAUGAUGACGAAAUUUAUUGGGUUAGAUACAUCUAACGAAAUAAUAGUUAGCGCCUGUGUAUUAAUUAUCAUGAACACAGUAUCAACAGUUAUUGAUAUGCCAUUUAAAGUAUACAAUGUAUUUGUACUUGAAGAAAAACAUGGUUUCAAUAAACAGACGGUGAAAUUUUUCAUAAGAGACCAGUUUCUCAAAUUCCUGGUAGGACAAGUGAUCGGGCCGCCAUUGUUAUGUGGCUUAGUAUGGAUAAUCAAAAACGGUGGUGACUAUUUCUUCUUUUACGUCUGGAUAUUCACGGUUGCUGUCACGCUCUUCAUGUCAAUCAUUUAUCCCGAAGUGAUUGCGCCACUGUUUGACAAGUACUCGCCACUCCCAGAAGGCGAGCUGAAACAGAAGAUUGAAGCACUCGCAGCUUCGUUGAACUUCCCGCUGUACAAGCUGUAUAUCGUAGAAGGCUCCAAGAGAUCAUCUCACAGUAAUGCUUACAUGUACGGGUUCUACAAGCACAAAAGAAUCGUUCUUUUCGACACUCUCGUCAAAGAGUACUCUCAGGCAAACGUUAAUCCUGAUGAAACAGGUAAAGGUGACUAUGGCUGUGAAGUUGAUGAGGUCCUUGCCAUUUUAGUUCAUGAGUUGGGUCAUUGGCAAUUUAGUCAUACUCUUAAAGGCUUAGCGUUAGCUCAGAUAAGUUUUGUAAUGAAUUUUAUUCCAUUUGCAAAAUUAUUAAAUUACCAGCCAAUUUACACAGCUUUUGGGUUCACUGAUUACCAGCCAAUUUUCAUUGGACUUAUUAUUGUUAUGAUGUAUAUUUUAACUCCUCUAAAUACGUUGUUCGGAUUCUUAAUGACUGUAAACUCCCGGCGUUUUGAAUUCCAAGCAGACGCUUUUGGCAAAAAGCUUGGCCACGCAGCAGCAUUGAAACGUGCAUUAGUAAAAUUACACAAGGAUAACUUAUCAUUCCCGUUAUAUGACAAGCUCUACUCGGGCUGGCACCACAGUCACCCACCUCUACUCGAGCGUCUGGAAGCACUCGACAAAUAUGAGUAGACGCUAAAAAAAUUUAAUUAACAAAAAAUCGGGCAUAAUUACUACAAUUAUUGUGUAACCACAUCAAUCAUACGUUUAAAUCAUCAUUGUCAUAUAUCAUGUGUGCGUGAGUUAUGUAACUAUUGAAAUAUUUUUUUCUUCCAAAAUAUUUAUCGACGCGAUUAAGUGUCUUUAAAAUCA
Messenger RNA from Cotesia glomerata, 1999 nucleotides. Its product is annotated as CAAX prenyl protease 1 homolog. Gene Ontology annotation, biological process: CAAX-box protein processing. The transcript is spliced from 6 exons. Lineage: Eukaryota; Metazoa; Arthropoda; Insecta; Hymenoptera; Braconidae. Gene Ontology annotation, cellular component: endoplasmic reticulum membrane. Bases 482 to 1819 code for a protein of 445 amino acids. Gene Ontology annotation, molecular function: metalloendopeptidase activity. The record is from RefSeq and is a predicted model, not a curated record.